Messenger RNA from Rosa rugosa (rugosa rose), 1410 nucleotides. RefSeq names its product UDP-glucose flavonoid 3-O-glucosyltransferase 7-like. Gene Ontology annotation, molecular function: UDP-glycosyltransferase activity. The transcript has a single exon. The record is from RefSeq and is a predicted model, not a curated record. Lineage: Eukaryota; Viridiplantae; Streptophyta; Magnoliopsida; Rosales; Rosaceae. The coding region runs from base 1 to 1410 and encodes 469 amino acids.
AUGGCUGCUUCAUCACCUCCCCAUGUAGUAAUCUUCCCAUUCAUGGCUCAAGGCCACACUCUUCCAUUGCUAGACAUAUCCAAGGCAUUAUCAUUCCGUGGCCUCAAAGUAACCAUCAUCACCACCCCAUUAAACGCACCGUUCAUCCACUCCAAAGUCUCAGACCACAUCUCAUCAAUCUCAGUCUCAGUCAUCCCAUUUCCAAUUGUUCCAGACUUGCCACAAGGCUGUGAAAACACUGCUAAUCUUCCUUCGGUUUCGCUAGACAUAUUAGCUUCCUUCAUCACAGCCACCAAAAACAUGAAGCAGCAUUUUGAAGCUCUUCUUAAGGAGAUGGUCGAAACUGGUUCCCGCCCAAUUUGUGUAAUCUCUGACUUCUUCCUCUAUUGGACUCUCGACACAUGUCGCUCUUUUAACAUUCCUAGGGUUGUGUCUCAUGGAAUGGGGGUGUUACCCAUGUUGAUUCUCAAGCAUAAUUCCGACCCAUGCAAAACGUCGUCUGAGUUUGACGUCAUAGAGUUACCAAGUUUGACACUUCCAUUCACAUUGAACGGGUCAGACCUGCCCGUUUGUGACCCUGAUGAUCCGUUUACCAGGGUCAUAUUAGAGGUUGAGGAAGCAGACAAGAAUAGCUGGGGUGUGAUUGUGAAUAGCUUUCAAGAGCUCGAAGGUGAGUACGUGACCGCAUUGGAAGGUUUGUACUACAAAGAGGCCAGGGCAUGGUGCGUGGGGUCAGUUUUGCUCUACGAUUAUAUUCAAGAGCAAUCUAGAGCGUCCGAUGGUAAGAGUCAAUCCUGCGGUCCGUACAUCGAGUGGCUGGAUAAGCAAGAGGGAACCAGUGUGGUGAUCUACGUGUCAUUUGGUACACAAGCGCGAUUGUCCAACGAACAGAUGGACGAGAUUGCUUAUGGACUAGAGAUGGCGGGGCAACGCUUCAUUUGGGUUGUCGGAUCAUCAGGGAUGUGGGUUCCAGAUGAAGGGUGGAUGAGAAGGGUGGAAGGGAGAGGGUUGGUUGUACGUGAUUGGGUAGACCAGCGGAGUAUCCUAGCGCACCCGAAGGUGGGCGGGUUUGUGAGUCAUUGUGGGUGGAACUCAGUGUUGGAGAGCUUGUCAAUGGGGGUGCCACUAUUAGCUUGGCCAAUCGAAGCGGAGCAACCAUUGAACGCCAAGUUCGUUGCAAUGGGGCUCAAAGCAGGGCUGAUGGUUUCAGAAGAGAGGGUCAAGACUAUUGAUAGGCAUGUGAUAUGUGAUGGAGUGAAGGAGUUGAUGGAAAGUGAGAAAGGGAAGAGUGCUAGGGAAAGGGCAAGAGAAUUAGGGACAAUGGCUUGGAAUGCUGUCAAGAAAGGUGGUUCGUCUGAUGAAAAAUUGGAUGAAUUGAUCAAUCGACUCAUUGACAUCAAGAGGGAUUAA